Messenger RNA from Mytilus californianus (California mussel), 1307 nucleotides. RefSeq names its product SUMO-activating enzyme subunit 1-like. The transcript is spliced from 9 exons. Gene Ontology annotation, molecular function: SUMO activating enzyme activity. Gene Ontology annotation, cellular component: cytoplasm; SUMO activating enzyme complex. NCBI's taxonomy places the organism in Eukaryota, Metazoa, Mollusca, Bivalvia, Mytilida, Mytilidae. Bases 54 to 1079 code for a protein of 341 amino acids. Gene Ontology annotation, biological process: protein sumoylation. The record is from RefSeq and is a predicted model, not a curated record.
AUAUUUUUCUUGCAUAAACCCGGUAAAUUUGAGGCUGAAGAGACACAUGAAAAAUGACUGAUCAAGAGAAUAUAACUGAAGAUGAAGCUGCAUUAUAUGAUAGACAGAUUCGCCUUUGGGGUUUAGAUGCUCAAAAACGACUGAGACACUCAAGAAUUUUAUUAAUUGGAUUGAGAGGUCUGGGAGCAGAAAUAGCAAAGAAUAUUGUUCUAGCAGGAAUAAAAUCUUUAACAUUGCUAGACCAAACAGAGGUAACAGAGGAAGAUACAUGCUCACAGUUCUUGAUUCCACAGUCUGAGAUUGGCAAAAAUAGAGCCAAAAGUUCAUUAGAAAGGACACAGCAGUUAAACCCUAUGGUUGAAGUGACAGCAGACGACAGCGAUCCUAAAGACAAACCAGACAGUUAUUUCAGUGAAUUUGAUGUCAUAUGUGCAACAUGUUGCACAUCUUCAUUAUUGACAAGGAUUGAUAAAAUUUGUGCUGAUAAGAAAGUGAAAUUUUUUGCUGGUGAUGUUUUUGGUUACUAUGGUUACAUGUUUUCAGAUCUUGGAGAACAUGAAUAUGCACAAGAAGUCCCAAAACCAAAGGAAAAGAAAUCUGACAUAGAUAGCGAUGAACCCUCGCCUAAAAAAGCCAAAGUCAAAGAUCACAAAACUGUUGUUGUGAAAAAAAAUGCAACUUUCACAAGGUUACAGCAUGCUCUAGAUGUGGAUUGGAGAACAGAUGAAAAUUCAAAGAAGAUAAGACGAACACCAAACACAUAUUUCAUAAUGCAAAUUUUACUAAAGUUCAUGGAGCAGAAUGGUAGAAGAGUUGCUCUUGGUUCAAGAGAAGAUGACAUUGUUGUUUUAAAUAAUAUUAGAAAUACUGUUUUAGAAGAUAUGAAAUUGAAUGAAAGUGUUGUAUCAAAAGAGUUCAGUAGUUACUGUUUUGCUGAACUAAGUCCAGUUUGUGCCAUAGUCGGUGGUGUUAUUGGACAAGAAAUCAUAAAGGCUGUAUCACAGAGAGAUUCACCACAUAAUAACUUCUUUUUCUACAAUGGUGUGAAUGGAGAAGGACUAGUGGAUAAGAUUGGUUAAAGAUUGUUUUAACCUCCAAUUUGGUUAGAGACUAUUUUGUCCUACAGUUUGGUUAAAAACUAUUUUGACCUGUAGUGAAGGAAUUGUUCCUGGCAGGAAUCAGUAUCAAGUCAGCAGCUAUGCUCGUUUUGAUGAAUAACAUAUGAAAAGUGCUGAAGAGUUGCAAAAUUUACAUAUGUAUUAAUGAAAUGUCACGAUGUAAAGGAAGAAAUAAAUGUUACUAUUUCA